Messenger RNA from Chrysemys picta bellii (western painted turtle), 13312 nucleotides. It is a transcript of the gene IGDCC3, whose product is annotated as immunoglobulin superfamily DCC subclass member 3. NCBI's taxonomy places the organism in Eukaryota, Metazoa, Chordata, Testudines, Emydidae. The record is from RefSeq and is a predicted model, not a curated record. Gene Ontology annotation, biological process: cell-cell adhesion. Gene Ontology annotation, molecular function: protein binding.
AGGAGCCCGGCUCCCCUGAAUCUCAGGAAAGAAAGCAGCUAUUCGCCGGCUUAUAAAAGAAAGUGCACGAGCCUUUUGAUGUUCCCCUGGAAUAUCCAGGCUCCAGUUCAAAGCAUAGUGGGGUAAGGAGGGGAUCCGUUUGCUUUGCCUUGAAAUGUCCAGUCGCAUAAAGCGCCAGUUGGAUCUUUUGUUCCCCAGAAGGGGCCUCCAGGAGAGAGAGGAGCGAGUGUGCAAGGGGGGAAGAGAGGGAUCGGUGGCCCCGGUGCAGAGGAGGCAGUAAUGUUCAUGCUUGUGUGUUUGCAAAGAGCAAAGGGAGAUGCUGACAGAUCCCUGAUAGAUGUGCAAGAUGGCGCAAGCCCAUUCCAGCCUCUCCAGCCACCAAUUGUCUUAGGCAGCGCUCGCACCAUGAGGAUCUAGGUUGGCUUCCAACCACCUCCACCCCUUUUUCCAUUUCGGUGCUUUGCGGAUAUUUUUUGGGGGGGGCUUGAAACCCGCUUUUGGGGGGGGCUGAUUCUCUCCCCCCCCCUCCAGCUGGAUUUUCCACCCCCGAUCGCAGAGGAGGAGAAACACCAGCCGCACCAAAAGUGGUUCCAUGGCUUCCCCCGGCUCCCCUCUGCCGGCCGGCGUGUUCGGAUUCCUGCUGCUCGCCUUCGCGGGAGAUUUUGGUCAUUCCACCGAGCUGGCCUUCGCUGUGGAGCCCAGCGAUGACAUAGCAGUGCAGGAGCGGCCGCUGGUGCUGUACUGCCAGGUGGAGGGAAUCCCGCCCAUCACCAUUACGUGGCGGAAGAACGGGGUGAUGAUCGUGGAGAAUGAGAACACCUUCGUGCUGGCCAAUGGAUCGCUGUACGUCUCCCGCUUCCAGAAAGUCAGGGGGGAUGGGUCGUCUGAUGAAGGUGAAUACGACUGCAUGGCUCAAAACCGCUUUGGGCUGGUGGUCAGCCGCAAGGCGAAGAUUCAAGCAGCUACUAUGUCAGACUUCCAUAUUCAUCCUCAGAACGCAGUUGUGGAAGAAGGUGGCGUCGCAAGGUUCCAGUGCCAGAUCCAUGGUUUACCAGAGCCUGUAAUCUUGUGGCAAAAGAAUCGAGUCCCCAUCAACACGGACAAUGAUAGGUACACGCUGCUUCCCAAAGGAGUCUUGCAGAUUACCGGACUCAGAGCAGAAGACAGUGGGAUUUUUCACUGUGUGGCUACCAACAUAGCUAAUGUGAAAUUCAGCCGGGAGGCCAGACUCUCUGUGUCAGGCUCCCAUUCGACGGUUUACAAGGAUCCCAUGAUUCUUGUCGGCCCAGAGAACCUCACGCUGACUGUGCACCAGACAGCUAUCCUGGAAUGCAUUGCAACUGGGAAUCCCCGGCCCAUCGUGUCCUGGAGUCGACUAGAUGGCCGUCCCAUUGGCGUAGAAGGAAUUCAGGUGCUGGGGACAGGAAACCUAAUGAUUUCUGACCUCACUGUGCAGCAUUCUGGGAUAUACGUGUGUGCUGCUAACAAACCCGGCACCAGGGUGCGGAGAACUGCCCAGGGAAGGCUAGUCGUACAAGCCCCUGCGGAGUUCGUGCAACACCCUCAGUCAAUUUCCAGACCCGUAGGGACGACUGCGAUCUUCACCUGCCUGGCCCAGGGAGAGCCUUCCCCUCAGAUCACCUGGCUGAAGAACGGGCAGAUCCUAGAACCGACUGAUCACAUCAAACUGAAGAAUAACAACAGCACGCUCACAAUCUACGGGAUCAGUCAGGAGGAUGAAGCCAUCUACCAGUGCAUCGCUGAGAACAGCGCCGGCUCCACCCAAGCCAGCGCCCGCCUGACGGUGCUGUGGGCGGAUGGGUUGCCUGGCCCUCCGCAGAAUGUGAAAGCCGAGACGGUCUCCGCAACCACUGUCCAGGUAUCCUGGAGCGAACCUCUGCAGAACACCAAGGAGAUCAUCGGUUAUGUGCUGCACAUAAGGAAAGCUGCAGACCCCGUGGAGAUGGAAUACCAGGAGGCUGUUAGCAAAAGCACCUUCCAGCAGCUAGUGACCGAUUUAGAGCCCUCGACCAGUUAUAGCUUCUAUAUAAAGGCUUAUACCUCCCGGGGUGCCAGCAAAGCCUCUGAAGUCAUGGUGGUGAGCACGCUGGGAGAAGUCCCAGCAAUUCCGUCCCUCUUUAUUAAAGUUCUUAACAGCACCACCAUCCAAGCGGUGUGGGAGCCCUCCGUCAAACUGGGCCAGCAUGAAGGAUUCAAACUCUACUACCGUAAAGUUCACCUAUCCCACUUUACUGGCCCUAUGCUCCUGCCCAGCAACAUUACAUCUUAUAACAUUACUCACUUGGACCCAUCAGUGGUAUAUGAAGUAAAACUCCUGGCAUAUAACCAGCAUGGGGAUGGAAAUUCUACUGUCCGCUUUGUAUCCCUUCGAGAAACUGUUGAAAGAACAGUGUUGAAUCCCCCGUGUGACUGCAUGAAAGAUGAGCAAAAUAAUAAGACCUCCACCACGGGGAUCAUCAUUGGGAUCCACAUUGGAGUCACGUGCAUUAUAUUCUGUGUCCUGUUCCUCAUGUGUGGGUACAGAGGAAGACUGCUGAUGUGUAAAAACGUCCAGGAACAGCUGUCAACUCCCCAGAUCCCGAGGAGUCAGAGGAACGCCACAGGCCUGGUUCUGAAUGGAGCCGCUCGGAGGAACAGGGAUGACCUGGACAUGAAUGGGAAGCAACUGGAGAUGAACGAACUGGAAAGGUUGUUUCUAGCAUUGCCUUCCCAGGAUCAACAGGAUAAGGGAAUAAUGCCAGAUCACGUCCCACCUGACUCACAUGAUGAGACUCAGAUAUCUACCCUUCCACUGGAUGAAUUCAGCAUUAUAGAAGAACAACUCGAUCCCCCAGCCAAAAGUCUGGCGCCUGAUGAUCAGGGUGGACCGCUACACAACUUUAGCCAGGAAGUCCCAGUUUUGAAACAUAGUCCCACCAAUGAAGGAUAAUUGCCAAGUCUCUAAGCCUCUUGUAGGACUCACCAAGAACCAUUUCCAUGUCUGGUGAUGUCUUUACAAUGAUUCGUCAAUCUCAGGUCAAUUUAAGAUUUCUACAGUCUGGGGUUUUUUUUUUUUUUGCUUUAUUAUUUCUUUUAUAUCGAUAUACAGCUUUUUUGAAGCGCUAUGAAGUUUAUCUUCCUGACCUGUCUCAGGCCUCUUUGUGCAUUUCUUCCUACAAUUGCAUUAUCAAGACUGGUCAUGAUUGUUUUUCCCAUGGCUGCUAGGUAACAGACUUUACAAAUUCUCCAGACUCUAUCAAUGAUGGAAUAUGGCGGAGCCUUGUUCCCUUGGCAUCCCAGCCCAUGUUCCCCAUUAGCAGCUUUAGGAGUACUUUGUGAUCUAUUUUUUAUUUCAUGAUGACUGGAUUAAGAUGAAUCCUUCUAACUUGACUCCAAAAAUUCAGGCCGGGAAAGGCCACCUCUCCAUGGAUUUGAUGAUUUUGUACACUUUCUCUAUUUCUCAGGAUGCUUUUUUGGUGAUUGACUAUAAAUAAGAAAAAAAAAUAUGUGUCAAAAGAGGCCUGCAUGAGGGCUACUGAAAGACUUGGACAAACAUCCCGAGUAGACUCAGAACCUACCUCAACCGGAAUGAAUGUCUUCGGGGAAGCAGCAAAUAUCUGUGUCUUCCUUUGUUUUCAAAACAAGUAGCGUAGCACUUGGUCUGCAUAAGCUUGGUACUACCUCAGAAGUCAUGCUCCAUAUCUGCCAUGGUGUUGUCCUUUUUUUGUGUCGUCGUCAUUCUGAUGUAAAGCACUUCCAAACCUUGAAAGCAAUGUUCUACCUCAAGUUUUAUAUAGAAGUUCAUUCGUUUGUGUCGUCAAACCUGCUCCUCCUUCAUCUGACUGUUCUGCUCUGCUCCAGUGAAACCUGUUCAAAGACAAAUGAAAGGGCAGUGUGUUUGCGUUAAGUAGCGAUUGUGGUGACAUUUCGUUAGUGUUAAAAGCUUUACAUUUAGCCAAGUCAUAGUGCUUGUGUUUGGUUUUGUGUGACGGAGUUUUAUAUGAUGGUUCUACUUUAACGACUGUUAGAGCUGUAGCAGGUCUACCACCACUAGUAACCUAAAGAGAAUCUUCACCUGCCACAUUAGGGCCAAACUGGACCCUGGAGUACAGGUGAGCUGUUCCCAAUUGCUCCUUCAAACCAGUGAACCUGCCCAUUUUCUAAGGAUUGUGGGCUUGAUCCUACAAGAAAGUAAGCAGUCUGGUUUUGGCCCAACAAAGUCAAUGCUUAGCCAAGAACUAAGCAUGCGUCUUUUGCUGAAUUAGGAUCAGAGUGCUCAGCUCCAUGCAGGAUCCAGCCCCGAGGGAAUAUCCAGUUUGUCUAAUUACAGUUCCAGUCUGACACAUUAUGGGACAUUAGCUGGAUAGAUUAGAACUACAGCACCUACCCAUAUGCACGUUCCCAUCUUCACUCAGAACCCUCAGGUUCUACCAUUGGCUACCUGGAAUAACACACUCCCAGCGGAGAUAAUGGCACUUGUUGUAUACUGGAGACGCUUGGCUUUUCAGCCUCAUUCCUCACGCAUACAAGGAGCUGCCUGAUUAUUUCACAAUGACUGACACAUCCUCUGUCGUGUGUUAAAUGCCUCAGGGAAGUGCUUUGUGAAAGAUAAGUCUAUUUUGACCCCUUUCUCCCUCUUUGGGGGCUAAAUACAUAUUUCUAAAAGAUGCAUUUUCUUUAUUAGCUUUAUUUCUUUUCAGCCAUAGUGUGUCACUUCUUACUUUUGAAUGAAAAACCCGCUUAAACUUGAAACUUAAAAAGCACGUCCGAAUGUUCAAGGGUACAGCUGGCUGGAUGAGCUGCCUACCCUAGUAUGUCACCUUUCUGAGUGGAAAGAUGGCCCGGUGUGGUGGAAUGGCCACUAGACUAUUUCAUUAACACCCCACUGGGAAGAACAUUGGUUGUUUUGAAAGGAAAGGGGGAAUUUUUUUAUUAAUAUAGAAAAAAAUGGAAAAAAUAAAGUGAGAGGCAACAUGUAUAUAUAUUUAAAGCAGAGAGGACAAAAUCUGAGAUCCUUUACUCAGUGUGUAGUCACUCAAACUCCCAUUAGCUUCAGUGAGAACUGUGUCUGAGAAAAGCCAUUUUCUGAAGGCCUAAACAAGUUACUAAGACCUUGUCUACACUACAGGGGAAAUCCGAUCUAAGCUAUGCAAUUUGAGUUACGUGAAUAGCGUAACUCAAAUCGACGUAGCUUAGAUAUACUUACUGCGGGGCCCACACUACGCGAUGUCGAUGUGAGAUGCUCUCCCGUCGACUCCCCCUACUCUUCUCGAUCCGGUGGAGUACAGGAGUCGACGGGAGAGCGAUCUGCGGUCGAUUUAGUGGGUCUUAACUAGACCCGCUAAAUUGACUGCCGAUGCAUCGCUCGCCGCUCGUCGAUCCCCUGGUGAGUGUAGACAAGCCCUAAAGGUCUGAUUCUGCCCUGAACUAUGCUAGUUCAGUCCCAAUGGGUCAAAGCCAGACCUGGCUCCAUUGACUUCAAUUCAGUUGUCCUCACUUGCGCUGGGGCUGAAUUUGGUCCAUUAUCAUUAGUGGGGACGCACUCAGCUAACGGAGAGUACAAUCUGGUGCGUGCAUCUCAGUGCCUGCACCUCAUCAUGCCGCCUACGCUCUUUCACUACUAGAUGGUCAUCACAUUCUCUGCUGUUCAGCUGACGAGAUCCCAGGAAUAAGAGCCCUGUGACUGGGUGCACAUGGUAAUAUAUACCAGAGUUGCUGCCCAACAGCAUCUGUGUGUGCACCGUAGUCUGCAAACACACUUCGCUUUAACACAAAAAAUCUCUUUGCCCUUGUCUAAUGCGCAAGCCAUUUAAAAAUGGCUUCCUUUUACCAGGAAAGGGCAGUUGUUGGGUGCAUCCACGCUGGAUGUAGUAUUAAAAAAGGAUGAAGGGAAUGGUCAUAAAGAGAGCCUCCAGCAGUGAUGAAUAUAUCACUUGGAUGUGCAGCGGCUUUUUAAUAGGAGGUUAGGAAAUUAAUGCAAUGUCUUCGUCAAGACAUUGAAGAGUCAAGAGAGCUAUUGGGGACAAUUAUGGUUGUCUCUCAAGCAGCCCAAAAGACUACACUGGGCUGUGUUUUGAGCAGCUUUCCAGCCAGUGGAGCUCCAUUAGGGUUUCACAAGAUGGAAACGAGGCCAGAAUCUGGCCCAGGGUUAGCAAUGUAGGGACCCACUUAUCUCAGUCUUUUUUUUAGAUUGCCUCAAACUCUACAUUAAUUACCCUUUAUUAUGAAAUAGAAGGUGUCAGCACUCCAGGCCAUUAAAGGUUCUGUUUGCUUCGCCACAUGCUGUUUUGAAUGGUAAAGACCUAAUUCAAUUUGGAAGGGUGGGAAAAAGAGACCGUUCUAAGGGCUUGUCUACAUUACCUGCUGGAUCCACGGGCAGCGAUCAAUCCAACGGGGGUCGUUUUAACACGUCUAGUCUAGAUGCGAUCAAUUGACCGCCAAGUGCUCUCCUGUCGACUCCAGUAUUCCACCAGGUAAGUAGAUCUGAGUACGUCGACUUCAGCUACGCUAUUCAUGUAGCUGAAGUUGUGUAACUUAGAUCGUCCCCCCCUCCCCCCAGUGUAGACCAGGCCUGAGUGUCCACAGCUGCAGUUUGUACAGUGCCGCAGGACUAGCUGUCAGUGUCCCCAACCCCUCCAAAAUUGGCCAUACCAGCUGAUACGGCACCAGCAUGUAUACUGACAGGAUCACCGUGCUCUUAACGUGGCAUUGUGCCAACGGGCGUGGAGAAAUUCCUCCCGGCAGCUGAUCUUUAGGCUAUUGGUGGUGGUAUCUGUUGUAGACCUCAUGUACAAAGCCUUAGAAUGUAAUGUGUUCGGUCGGUGCAUGUUGCUGGUGACCUACCUCAGUACAAGUGGUCAAGCAACCUGGUGGUAUUGAAACCUCUGUAUUGCGAUGCUGAAGAGAAUCCAAUCCACAACUCUAAACAUCCAGGGCAGCCAUUUCACGGGCAUGUGUUUUUAAGAAGUUUAUUUGUGAAGUAUUUUUAUACCCCGUGAAGGUGACAGUUUCACUUUUCUUUGAAAGUGGAAAGGAAUCAGGAAAGGAAACUCGGUUCAGUAAAGAAUGAAUUGUCUUGCCUUUUUAAAAAAAAAAAAGAAAAACAGUUCUACAGCUUCAGUACCUGUGGAAUAGAUCAGGAUGUAUCAGAAACAUGCUUAUCAGCCCCUCUUAACUAACUAUACCCUUUGGCAUUUGAGUACUGAAAGAAUUGUCAUAUGAUAUAUAGCACAGUGAGCAAAAAUAUAUAACUCCCAGUUCCUUUGUUCUGAAAUAGAUUUACUCAUGAGGGUUAGAUCUGAGGGGGCAGCUUCCCUGAGGGUCCGAUUGACCAGACUGGCAUAAGCAGAUGCAAUGCCAUUGACCUCAAUUAAGUUGAGCAACAUGCGCCAGUGGCGAAUAUGAGUCAGUGUUUAUAAGUGUCCUGGCCCUUUAAAAUUCCUCUUGUCCUACAUGAUGUCUUUUGGUUUUGUUAUGUUUUGUUCUGCAGGAUUGGAUGGAGUUUUAAAGGGCCAGAUCUGUAUGCGAUCAAACCCACAAAUGCUCUCCCUCUGCCAAUAAAGCAGUGGCUAACUAUGACCUCAGAGAGGUUGCUGCUCACGCUUUUACAGUAUGCUGGGGGAGGGUUUUUUCCCCCUCUCGCUCCAAAUUUCUUAAGCAGAUUGCGAGUGAGAGUAUAACAGCUUUAAGCCAGAGCACCUAUGCUCUCAGGCCCUGUGGUUUCUGAGUUUAGGGUAUUAUUGAUCAGCUGGGGAUGCCUAGCUACAGAAGAAGAGAUUGUUUUGUAGGAGCCAAUUUAUGCCAGUGUUUGGAGAGGCAAAGUCAUGGGCGAUGGAGGUGCAGGGUGACCCGAGAGUGGCAGGGAUGCUGGAGCCUUAUUAAAGAAAUAAGGCCAGUGUGUAUGACGAAAAGCCAAGGAAGGGUUAAUGUUAGUGAUUUGAAGGGCUUGAUAAAUGUGUCUCUUUUAUUUCAAUCAAAACAAGAAUCAGCGUCUAAGAUUUGAAGUCCCUGUUAGAGAAAGCUCAAACUGCAAGGCCUGGAUUUCAAGCACUUCAGAGCUUGAUCUCCAGAUCUGGGCGGUUUGCUAACACUUACAGCACUCACCCGACAUGUCACGACGCAGAGCCCCUGUGCCACAUGCACAGCAUCAGUAUUGCCGAGGUUACAAUUUACUACCAGAAGGAAGGAAAAAAGAAAAUGAUGAUGUAUUUCCUCGUACAUUGAGUUACGACCUGGUAUCAAAGAGAACCCAGACUCCCUCAUUUGAACUCUUGUUUUUAUUGUCUCUGUGUGUAAUGAAGUUCAGAUUGAAUAAAGUACUGUUGCCAAAGUGAACACAUAAUUUAGACUAGCUUUCGGCUCAAAAUAUCUGGGGCUGUGAACCUGUUAUUAGUUCAAUAUCACAUUAUUGUGAUAUUGUAAUAGUAACACAUAUUUGUCACUACUUCCUUUUAUUAAAGGGAAAUGCUGUGCCAUUUGAUUAGUUGAAAUACAGUAGUAUGUCAAGAAUAGAUUUUUUUUUCUAAGAUGCAGAAAUGUAAUGGCUUGAACUGAUGUUGAUUAUCUGUUGGUUUAAGACAGUAAAAGAUAUAUGUGAACCUUUAAAGAUUAUUUUUAGAUAUUUAGAUUUUCCUCACUUUGAGGUUUCUUUUAAGCUCUUGUAAAUCCAUAGCAUUGCAAAAUAUCCACAGAAGUUUGUGAUGCGCAAACCUCAAAAGGUUUGAGGGUCCAUUCUGGAGAGCCACCAAGGAGAUGUUAUCCUACCUGAAUUAUCUAAGCCUUCUGAGUCUGCAACACUGGACAGGAAACCUUGCAACAACGGGCGUUGCCUUGUGUGUUUUUGAGUACAUGACCAUCCAGCUUCUGGUUAGAUGGGAAUUAACACAAGUAGCAGCUAUCUUUUUGGCUCUUGGAUGCCUCCAUUUUUGAUCCCCGACUGAACAGAGUAGCACAGACCUGUGCAAAAGAUAAAUUAAAAAAUUGGGAAAACACUAAUUGAACUUUUUUAAAGUCUCCGAAGAAGCUGACUUUAGGUUUGGUUCAAGUGUUGGGCAGAGAUUCAGGUCAGUUCUUGGUUUAUCCAGACAGGUUCACCCAUCUCUGAUAGAAACCUGAAGAACACAAUCCAGCUUGGAAAUGAAACUAGAAAGGUGGGGCCUGAUGCUCUUCUGACUUACACCUUGUGCAACCCCAUCAACUUAGAUGGAGUUUUACAAGGUGCUGAGGGCAAAUUUGGGCACAAGGUCUUUAUCAGUUAUUUACUCCAGCUUCAUAUAAUAUGGUGUCCAGUCAUAAGGAUCAGCUUUUAAGGUCGGAGUCGGGGAUGUUGACUUAAACAGAUCCAUUUACAUUUACUGGAUAUUUGUUGAAGUGGCCUUCAUAACGUUCCAGGAAAUGCGAGCCAGCACAAACCUCUUGUUUCCAUAUACCAGUGAUUUGUUGUUGUAAAGAACACUUUUUUUUUGCCGGUGCUGAUUUACUUGUUCGAGUUAUGUGUGCAGCAAACAGUGGCUGCCUUAUGUACCGCAUAUGUGACGAUGGGAGUCUUUCCUGAGCACUGGGUGAGAUCUUGUCAGUGCGAUGUGUGCGACACACAAUAUUCCGCAUCAAAGAUUAUGUAUGUGUGUCGGUGGUUUUAAGCACCUGAGGCCAGAUUCCCAGGAGGUUUAAAUUGCCAGAACGCCUUUAAUUUCAAUAGCAUUGCAUCUGUUUACACCUCCUGAGAAUCUAGUCCUGGGUAUUUAAAAAUAUGUGCAUUGACUACACUGAAAAUGUUCAGUUUUGAACCAGCCUAGAUCCAUGUGUCCUGAGGAUUGACAAGUGGAUUUGAGUUCCCUUGGCUGGGCUUCCUAAACAACACAAAGGGCAUUUUGAGGAACAGUCUCAUGUUAUUGUCUACAAGAGGUCUCUGCUUGACUAGGACUUCCGAAUUAGGACACUGUAUUCCCCACCAUCAGAUAUAUGGCAGGUGAUAGCAGCAUUUACAUGUGUUAAUGCAUGGAUGGAAGUAAAGUGAUGGUGUUCUUUUUGAUAGCUGAUCUUGGGGACUUGACAAUAAGCUGGGUGUGUUUGAAGAAUUAACAUCAAAAAGCUUCCAUUCCAUACUGUUGUUCUUUACCCUGAUAUCUCAUGCAUUACAAAAAAAAAUUCUUUCCAGUGUUUUAAAUUAAAGGAGAUUGGAAUGCUGCACCUUAAGAAACAGGGUUGGUCGGUUUGUUUUCCUCCUUAGGGUAUGUCUACACUGCAGUAAAACACCCACGGCUGGCCCACGGCAGCUGACUCGGGCUCGAAGGACUUGUGCUGCAGGACUAUAAAAUUGCAGAGUAGAUGUGUGGGCUUAGGCUGGGUUUGAGCCCAGAGCGUCCCAGAGCCUGAAUGUCUAUCGUGCAACUUGAUAGCCCUACAGCCCAAGCCCCACGAGCCCGAGUCAGCUGACACAGGCCAGCCACGGGGGUUUUACUGCAGGGCGCACAUACCCUUCGUAACACCAGUAUAAAUCUGGAGUAGCUUCACUGUGGAGCUACUCCUUCUUUACACUGCUGUAACUGACAACAGACUCUCGUCCUGUAUAUUUAGCCAAGGAAAGCGUUCCAUUCCUUCAAAUAAACUGACUUUGUUUACUAUCGCUUUCCUGGCUACAGCGAGAUGAAGCUGUGGCAGGAAGUAUCCAAGACCUGGCUUUGAUAACCCCUAGUGAGCACGACCUAUUCUUGGAGAUCUGUUCCCAAGUUUACCAGAGAUGGCUGCUACCUCAGGGAAAAUAUCUGCAUUUUAUGUUUAAUUCAACAGGGAAGAAUUUUAUGCUGCGACAGGGUAUUUUCAGACUGUUGGAUUCAGGUAUUUAUUUGUGAAAUGUAUCUUUUUUUACUUCUACCUUGUUUCAUAAAGAUGCUGGAAUUUUGUAAGUGUUAAAACCAGACUGGAAUUUGUAAAACUUCCACCCAGGAUUAAAGAGAACCAGGAUUUUACAUUGAAGUCAGCAAUCAGAAAAGAAACAAUACAUGACGUGCUGUCACUGUAGGACCCAAUCCAAAGCCUAUUUAAAUCAACGGAAAGACUUCCUUGACUUCCAUGGGUGGUGGGUCUGGCGUAUGGUACAAAAUACACACUGCAUUGUGAAUCUGAAACAACCUCACUGUGUGUUUCCCGGCACAUUUCUCUUUACUAAGAUAAUUAUACUAUGCAGUGAUUUGAGGACAAAAGUCUCUACAGCAUUGCAGAGCCCCUACUGGGGGGAAUCAAUAUGAAUGGUUUUUUAUGUGUAGGAAGCGUAUGAUGGUCUUUAAGAAAAAAGCAAAGCAUACGAUAAAAUACAUUUCCAAAUUCUGUUCUGAGCUUCAUCCUUUAUUCCAGACUUCUUAGCCUGUAUUCAAAUUUGGGUUCUUCUCUCCUCACAAGCCCUAUGUCUGGUUCCUUUGUAAUGCUCAUGUUUUCAAUGUGAAUGAGUGCUUAGCACACAUUCUCCUUGAAAUAAUUUUUCACCCCACUAUUUUCCAUUGCCCCUUGAAUAUGACUCCAUCAUCCAUUUGGUGAUGACCUUUGCCCUUUCACCCUCUAUAGCCAUCCUGUCCCCUUCCUUUCAUCCCCCUCCAUCCCGCCCCACACACAUUGUCAGUCAAAGCAAAUAAAAGUCUUUGCAAAGAAAGACCAUUAUAACCAGGUACGUCUUCUCCCAUGAUUUGCCUUCAAAUAUCUUGUCACACAGAGAUCGCAGCUAGGAAGAUUUCAAAUCCGGGAAAGACUCAGAUCAGCUGUCGUUCUUAAAUUACUGUCUUUACAUUUUCUGCCAUGUAUGUAGGUGUCCCAUUGCAUAGUGUUUUGUGAUUCUCAUCAUUAGCGUUGCCCUUACUGUGUAUAUACUGUAGAAAGGAAGAUGGGGGGAGGAAGUAAUCCAUAGAAGAGAAAAUGCUUCUAGAGCUUUGACACUGGAUUGUCUCAGUUGUACAGAGCUAGUUGGCAUCUCUAUUCUACAUGGUCAGCUGUUACUUUGUUGUGGGUUACCUAAAACAUUUGCAAUGUUAAUGUUUCAUGGUUGGAUGGAAAAAUGUAACGGCUGGGACAGAGCUUUGGUUUAUUUUUUUCAAAUUUUUUAGAGACGAGAGUAUUUAAGCUCAGAGAAGCCCAAAGUUUGAGGUACUUACAGGAAAUGUGAUAUUUGUGUACAGACGGAUGUCUCAAGAAACAGAGCUGGGAGGUGCUACUGCAGAGUUUGCUUUGUACAGAAACUCACUGAGCCAGAUUCCAGUUACCUCGCUGGGGUGAGCCCAGAGGAAAUCUGCUGCUAUCAGUGGAGGUGAAAAUCAGACCUGGGGUUUGGUCUUUGAAUGGCAGCCAUGUGUUCGAACGAGCUGUCUUCAUCAGCAGGCGUUAAUAGCUGAUUAAAAGCAAGUGGGAUUCUGAAAAGAACAGCAAAAAAAGAAAUAAAAAUUUAAAAAAUCCUAUAGAAACAAGUGAUAAAAGCCUGGGGGUGCAGGGGGAGGCCCCUGUGGAGAUCAUCUGUGGAAACGGUAUUUGCAAAUGUAUCCCUCCCAAUAAAGAUACAUUAAAGGCAGACUAACGAUCUUAUCUAGCACCUUGACACCUGUUAAUUAAAUUAAAAAAGAGGAAACUUGGAUUUGUACCAACUAGAAUAGUGAUCUCACUGAAUUUCUGACAGCAUGUUUGAACUCUGGCAGUGAUUAUGCGUGAAGCCAGUAGCAUCUUCAAGGGAAAACUCUGUUAUUUCAGGGCCACAUUCGCCUCUCAGUUACAGCAGUAUCAAUCCGCCAUGACUGUGUAAAUAAAUGGAAUUACUCUGGAUUUAUGCCAGCAUAAGUGAGAGCAGGAUUUGGCCCUGGACGUUUUAUAAGGAGAAGGGACUUGGGGCCUGAUCUAGAGCCCACUGAAGUCAGUGGAAAGACUCACAUUGACUUCACUAGGUUUUGGAUCCGGUUCUUUCUUACAAAGCGAAGAGGGAGUUUAUUUUGAUGGUAUUUGCAGCAUUAUGUAAACUUGUAAUAUCUUUACAUUUGUAAUAAAGUAAUAAUAACUAUAAUAAAACUCUUUGUCCCAGUCCUCUUCAGGAAUAAACUGUUAAGGAAAAAUAAAAACCCAAAAUGCAAAGCACUUUUCUACUGUUUAUUUUCUACCUUUCUUACUUUUAUCUGUCUUGAUAUUUGAAAUCCCACUGAUCCUAUGAUUGUUAGUCCUUGUAUAAAAGACAAAAAGAAAGAAAAAAAUAGAUUUUUUUUGUAGUUUGCUCUGUUUAGAUUUUAGCCUGUGGCUACUUGUAUAAGAAAAAUAAAACUAGAAUAAACUAGAUCCAGUGAUUCAU